AUGUUACUGAAGCAUGCCAUACAUCCUGAUGUCCUGCCCAUGGUGAAUGGUCCUGUCAAAGUCAGGUUUGGCUUGACAUUGAAUCAAAUUGUUGACGUGGUAAGAAUAGAUACAACCAAGUCGAUUCCAUGUGAAAAUUCAUCUAGCUACGAGUGAAAUCAUGGGAUUCUGAGGAAGAUUUGCCCUAGCCAAUGCCGACAGAGAUAUUUGGGGGGCCGGGGCGGGUUAAAUAUUUGGGGUCGUAGUGAUUUUCUGUUGUCAAAGAUCCUUGAAGUUAUGUGCUAUUUUAGGACAAUUAUUUCCUUCGAGUUUGAAUGCUUAUAUAAUGUUUUCAAUGAGUUUAAUUAGUUCAGAGGGUUCGGGGGCAUUCUUCCCGGGAAAAAUUUGAAAUCUAGAGUCCCUAGAAUAGCAAUUCCUGCAUCAUCUGGAAGAAUAUUUAAUUGUGGUAUCUAUUCAUAUUUUACUUUAUCCUUAUUUGGGGCUCCCUUCAGCUGCGUGGGGCCCGAGGCAAAUUACACUUUUGCCUUCCCCCUCUGGGCGGCCCUGUUGCCUUAGAUUCAAAUAUUAGGUCUGGGAUUCACAUUGUGUUGUGUGAAUCUAUAUUUCACGCAUGUAAAUAUCAUAAUUAAUCCAGUUAAAUAGUUUUUAUUACUCGAUAAUCUGAUUUCUUAAUAACUCAAUUCAUUAUUUUCCAAAAAAUUUCAUAAUGGUUGGCGUUAAAUUAAUUAAAGAACCAGGCCCGUAGCCUACAUCAGUGCAUAUCAAAAUUUAUUCUCGUAAAAUCAUGCACUACAAUAACUAGAUUUUGUGUUUUCAAGCCAAAUUUGAUUUAAUUUGUUGCAUAGAAUGAGAAACAUCAAAUUUUGACGACAAGUAUGUUCGUCAGACAGGUAGGUAAAGAGAAAAUCUAUUUGAAAGUUGUAAUCAAGACAUGGCCACAAAUUCUAAACUACAGCAUUGUAUCUUUGAAGUCUUGGAACAAUCCUAGUUUAUCCUGGAACCCGGCAGAAUUCAUGAACAUCACCAGUAUAAAUAUACUUCCUUCUCGUGUUUGGAAACCAGAUGUUGUGUUGUAUGACAGGUUAGUAAACGUGAAUACAUUGUUGUACCUUAUAAUUGUAUAAAGGCUAAGGCUGAGCCAGAACAAGAACAAGAGAACAAGAGUUGAAUGAGAGUCGAGAAACGACAGUUUGCAUGAGAGUUUUCUCAACUCUCACGCCCCGGUCAAACGAGAACAAGAGUUGCAUGAGAGUUGAUGAGAGUUAAGAAGCGAGAGUUUGCAUGAGAGUUUUCUCAACUCUCACGCCCCGGUCAAACGAGAACAAGAGUUGCAUGAGAGUUGAUGAGAGUUAAGAAGCGAGAGUUUGCAUGAGAGUUUUCUCAACUCUCACGCCCCGGUCAAACGAGAAAAAGAGUUGCAUGAGAGUUGAUGAGAGUUAAGAAGCGAGAGUUUGCAUGAGAGUUUUCUCAACUCUCACGCCCCGGUCAAACGAGAAUAAGAGUUGCAUGAGAGUUGAUGAGAGUUGAGAAGCGAGAGUUUGCAUGAGAGUUUUCUCAACUCUCACGCCCCGGUCAAACGAGAACAAGAGUUGCAUGAGAGUUGAUGAGAGUUAAGAAGCGAGAGUUUGCAUGAGAGUUUUCUCAACUCUCACGCCCCGGUCAAACGAGAAAAAGAGUUGCAUGAGAGUUGAUGAGAGUUAAGAAGCGAAAGUUUGCAUGAGAGUUUUCUCAACUCUAAUGCCUCGAUCAUACGAGAACAAGAGUUGCAUGAGAAUUGAUGAGAGUUUGAUAAGCGAGAGUUUGCAUGUGAGAGAGAUACAUCAAGAGAAGAUUUUUGGAUAUUUCUUCAAUGUUUCCAUACAAGCCUCAAUUUUAUAGUUUUAUUUUUUCCUCAGUGUUUCUAGCUCAAGGAGUGGUGGAUAUUUAGACGUAGGAACCACAAGAAUCAUCGUCAACUCCUCGGGCCAUCAUCAGUGGUAUUCGCCCAUCAACUUUGAGAGUCAUUGUAAGAUUGAUGUGAGAAACUUUCCAUUCGAUCAGCAAGCAUGUGUCGUAAAGCUUGGCUCGUGGACGUAUGAUGGUACAAGAUUGGACAUUAUGCCGGAAGCACCAACUGCUGAUUUGGGUAAGAUGGUGGAAUAAUGAAAUAUUAGGGGUGGACCAUUUGAUAUCCCGGGAGAGGGGAGGCAGAUCCACCCCCCCAAAUUUUAGUAUAAUAUAUAACACUUGUUCGUUGGUGUUCCAGGAUCGUUCAAGACAAGUGCUGAAUGGUGUGUUAUGGAGUUUCCAGUCAAAAAGAACGUCUUAUACUACGAGUGCUGCGAAGAACCUUAUGUUGAUCUUACAUAUACCUUGAUAAUUGAGAGAAAGCCACUGUCCUAUGUGUUCAAUUUAAUAUUACCAUGCAUAUGUAUUACAGUUCUGACUGUCAUAUCGUUCUGCCUGCCGCCAGAAUCAGGUAUGGUAUCACUGGCCACAUAAUUUGUUCGUUUGUUUGUUUAUUUGCUGGUUUGUUUGUUUGUUCGUUUGUUUAUUUGUCGGCAGGAUAGUUCGUACGGAACGGGGGGGAUUCGCGCAAAGGAAAACAAAAGAAAAUAAAUUGUCAAAGAGGAAAGCAAAGAAAAAUACCUUUACUCGCAAAAAAAAUCCAGCAUAAGGAGACGGCCGGAAAAAAAUUGUGCCCCCUUAAUCAGAAUCGAAUAGUUUAAUAGCAAAGUUUAUGGAACUAAAGGCCAUAAGCUAAGGACAUAUCGAUCAAAUUUUGGUUGUAUUCCCGUUAAAAAUGAUUGGAUAAGCAGCCGUGCAAGUUGAUUACUUGGUAAAGCAAUCAAACCCUCCCAGAGCUUCUUCUGGUCUCCUCCCUCCUAUUGUUUAUAAUCAACAGAACUCUCUGUUUCCAGGUGAACGAGUGUCUCUGUCCAUAACCAUCAUCCUAGCCAUGACAGUCUUCAUGUUUAUCGUCGCCGACAAAGUUCCUCCGAACUCCGACUCUCUGCCAUUACUAGGGAUUUUCUACUUCGCCUGCAUGGUCGAAGAAACCCUGGGUCUCAUUGCCGUAUGUUACACACUCAGUUUGUACUACACUGAUCCACAAUGGUACAAGAUGUCCCCUUGGGUCCGUUGGCUCAUCGCUGAUUGGGCGAAAAAGCUUCUUGGGAUAAAAGUGGACCUCCCACGACGAAAAUCGGCCACUAUCCAGAGUACCCACCAGGGCGUUCUUGAAACGGUACCGCUUGCCAAAAGUGCGCGUGAGCAAGGCACCGAUGUGGUUACUAUUGCUCACCAAAGUCACAUGGGAAACAAAAGGAGAUCACGUGUCUCGAGAGAAGGCCCCAUGGGGCAACCACGUGAUAGCUCGGCUGAUUACUGGAGACUAGCAGCGAUGAUCGCAGAUCGUAUUAUGUUUAUUUUGUUUCUUCUGGCAGUAUCAGUGACGUUUAUCGUGGUGCUCGCGACCGUAUCUCAGGAAUGCAAGAACUCAUGA
Molecule: messenger RNA, 3484 nt
Organism: Paramuricea clavata
Lineage: Eukaryota; Metazoa; Cnidaria; Anthozoa; Malacalcyonacea; Plexauridae
Source: the annotation of a GenBank genome assembly